Pyrus x bretschneideri (Chinese white pear) is the source of this 643-nucleotide messenger RNA. RefSeq lists its product as uncharacterized. NCBI's taxonomy places the organism in Eukaryota, Viridiplantae, Streptophyta, Magnoliopsida, Rosales, Rosaceae. The record is from RefSeq and is a predicted model, not a curated record. The transcript has 2 exons. Bases 88 to 450 code for a protein of 120 amino acids.
CAUAUAUUGGCACUUCCUUUCCUUCUCUUUUUAUUGCAAUCUGGAAAAUUAGUACAUCAAAAGCUAGUUAGUGCGUUCGACUUCAAGAUGGCAGGCCGUAUUUUUACCCUCCACACCUUCCCAUCAAGGUCAAGAUCCACAGUUUUGAAGUCAUUAGCAGCAUGUCAUUACACAACCAAGCAGAGAUAUAGCAGCCAAGGGAGCAAGGGAGAGCACCACGGCUACACAGGUAUAGAAGAGAGAGCAUCUUCUACGGCUGAGGAGUUCAAGAGAAUGGCCGAGGAGAAGCUGAAGGCGGCGGAGCAAGGUGUGGCCAGCCAGACAGUGGACCAGACAUACGAUGGGACAGAGGAAGCUACCGUGGGUGACUCUAACGUCGACUCUGUCAAGAAUAGGUACAAGGAACAUGAGCCCGGGGCUGACUACAAAAGGAGGCCACAUGACGACUAAAUUAAAUCAUAUAUUCAUGUAUAAUUUGCAUCCGAAAAGAAACAGAGAGGCAGAGAGCUACCUUAUUUGUGUUUCAAAACUAUGUAAUGUAGUAGGUUUUUUACAUAAGAAAGUCACCAAGCGCCUAGCAUAGUUGUUUUUGUACACCUUGGUAUAAUUUGAGCAAUAAAACGAAGGGUUAAACGAUAAAAAA